AUGGUGAUAAUCAAGGAGCUGGAGGAAAUAGAGUUCAUUACGAACAACGAAGAACUGGAGGAGUACAUGAUGAACAACGAGGAGCUGGAUGAGAUUGAUUUCAUCACAAACAACGAAGAAAUGGAGGAGUACCUGAUGAACAACGAAGAGCUGGAGGAGAUGGAGUUCAGUAUGAACAACGAAGAGAUGGAGGAGAUGGAUUUAAACCCUUGUUUUCCAGAAACAAUCACACAUGUAGGAGAAUCAGAUGUUCCAACCAGAAAUAAAAAGAAUCUCACAAAUGAACAACGUCUAGAUAUUUUCCAUUUCUUAUUGAAGGAGAGUAAGAAGGGACGACCGCAAAAACGCUCAGUCCCAAUGGCAGCGCAACUAUUUUCAACAUCAGAAUCUACAGUAAAACGUAUAUGGAAACGAGGAAAAGAUUGUGAAGCAAAGAAAUUACCUUUUGACGUGUCUUCACGAAAACCAACCAGAGUUCGUCCUAAACCCAAGAAGGUUGAUUUCAGCAAGAUAAUGGAAAUACCAUUGCGAAGACGCACCACCAUAAGAUCCAUUGCCGAAGCUUUGAACAUGCCCAAGUCAACUGUCCAUAGAUACGUCAAGAAAGGAGCGAUUAAAAAACACACGAACGCAAUAAAACCAGCCUUCACAGUGGACACGAAGAAAGCACGGUUAGAAUUCUGUUUGGGAAUGCUUGAGCUUAUCCCUUACAAGGAUAAUAUGAUGACCAAGCCCAUGUAUGAUGUUAUACACAUAGAUGAGAAGUGCAGUAGCUCGUCCUAG
Molecule: messenger RNA, 783 nt
Organism: Papaver somniferum (opium poppy)
Lineage: Eukaryota; Viridiplantae; Streptophyta; Magnoliopsida; Ranunculales; Papaveraceae
Exons: 2
Coding region: 1-783 (260 amino acids)
Biological process (GO): regulation of DNA-templated transcription
Molecular function (GO): DNA binding
Source: RefSeq, a predicted model, not a curated record